Messenger RNA from Miscanthus lutarioriparius, 1386 nucleotides. The record is from the annotation of a GenBank genome assembly. NCBI's taxonomy places the organism in Eukaryota, Viridiplantae, Streptophyta, Magnoliopsida, Poales, Poaceae.
AUGCACCUGUUUGUCACCAUGUUAUGCUCACAUGAACCCAUUUCUCUUCGUUGCAUGAAGAUGCUGGCUGUAUACUCCAAGAGCCCAAAUGGGGAAUAUGCUGCGGUAGUUAGGUAUUCCAAGCGCAAUGCCAGUGAAGUUGCUGAAGUUACUGGCAGCUUGGUUGCUUCGGCCGAAGUUUGUCUCAAGAGGGAGGAGGAACUUGUGUCUUUGUGGAACACUCGGGUGCUGCGUUCCCCGAUUGUGAUCUUGCCUGUCAACACUAUCGUUCAGAGUAACCUGAUCCAGAAGCAUGCACAUUCAAUCAUAUUUGCUGAAGAGGGCGGACUUCCUGUUGCUUUUGCGUGUAUUAGCAAGGAGGCUGACCUGAUAUGUGAGCUUCUAAAGCAUCGUGCUGAGCCUACUGAUGGCAUCAUCCAGCAGAGCAGCAUGAUCCGCAUGUGCGCCUUGAGCCUUAUGCACCUACAAGGAUCCCGUGCCAUUGAUGCCGCCGCCGCCAUGGUGGACAAGCUUAUCACCUUCAGCUUUUUCACACGGCACGAGCCUGAGGAAUGCCGCUUGAUUCGCGCCAGAACCUUGGACGUUAUGCUCAGCAUACUGAAAGAGUCUUCCUUUCCUUCUUCCAAGAUGUGGCUUGAUCUAGUGGCUUGGUUUUUAGAAAUAGGAAAUUUGAUCGGCUUAACUGCCGCGGGACGUUCACCCGCUGCCGCAUCCGAACUUAACUUAUAUCCUGCACGGAGGAGUGACUUAACAGCAAAGUCACAGAUUAUAUGGAUUGGGACAAUCGACCCGCCACCCAUUGUUCCCAAGCCACCAGAUCCUCCAAUCAUACCCUCACCUCCUGAUCCACCUCCACCACUCCAGAUAAACACAUCGAACAACACUCUGAUUCUCUCUGAUGCGGACCUUCCGAGGUCUCUGCAAGCUUUGCAGCUCUCAUCAUGUGCUGCCAAAAGCUUUCAUCGCCAACAACAAGAUGCAGUGGACACGUGCCACAAUUUGCUCACGAAAGUUGCGGAUCCCCAGGGGACUGCAGCAGAGAUCAAGCUACAGCCUGUCAGAAUCGAACUUCGGAACGCAUGGAAGCAGAGCUAUGAAGCCAUCAAUGAGCUGCGGAGGCGCGAGCAGAGGAUGCUGUUGCGGGUGCCUUCGGCAGUGCGAGCAGCAUGUGGAGGUGCCGAUCCCGUCGCUGAAGAUAGGCCAGGUGCUCAUCACGAUGGGGGCCACCAGAGUCAACGUUGUCGACUGGAAGUCUCACAACGGCAUCUCGCGGCCCUUCAUGCCCAGGAUGUUCCUGUUCAUCUCUGGUUCCGAUCUAGCAGGAGAAGUCGUGGCGUUGAAGGUGGCUUUGGCGGCACGGCGAGGCAGGUGCGACUGCGACACUAG